Molecule: messenger RNA, 1179 nt
Organism: Lachnellula hyalina
Lineage: Eukaryota; Fungi; Ascomycota; Leotiomycetes; Helotiales; Lachnaceae
Product: Secondary metabolism regulator LAE1
Exons: 5
Coding region: 1-1179 (392 amino acids)
Molecular function (GO): methyltransferase activity
Source: RefSeq, a predicted model, not a curated record
AUGAACGAAGAGGACCCCGCACCUGGCACGCUUCCUGUGAGGAAGUUUUCCAUGGCAGCAAUGGCGCACAGCCCAGCGCAAAGCUCCCCAACCUCUGGAAACGGGACGCCUAUUGACGCAGACUCCUUAUACGAUGAUACUUCCUCACUAGCCGUCGAAAGCAGUGUCUACGACUUUGCCAAGGAGAACGGUCGCACAUAUCAUGGAUAUCGUGCUGGAACAUAUCACUUUCCCAACGACCCCUCCGAGACAGACCGUCUGGACUUUCAGUUUGAAAUACUCAAAUACUGCUUCUUAGACCGCAACUACUUUGCGCCCCUAGACAAGCCCCAACGCAUCCUUGAUAUCGGGACGGGCACUGGCCAAUGGGCCGUAGAGAUGGGCGAUGAUUUCCCAGAGGCCGAAAUUCAAGCAACGGACCUGUCGCCCAUCCAACCGCUCACGGUCCCAGAAAAUGUACAUUUCUUUAUCGAUGACGCCUCGGACGACGACUGGGCGCUGCCGCCCGCGCAUUUCGACUAUAUACAUACCCGCAUGCUACUGGGAUGCUUUACCGAUUUCCGGGAUAUUAUACGGAAGGGCUUCUACUACACCAAACCGGGAGGAUAUAUGGAAAGCCAAGAUUAUUACUCGAUCCCGUACUGUGACGAUGGGACUAUGCCACCCGAUUGGCCCUUUCUAGAAUGGACCAAGUAUAGCGACGAUGCAGCCAUGGAGGCAGAUCGACCUAUGCGGAUAGCCAAUAAAUUCAAGAGGUGGUACAAGGCUGCCGGUUUCGUCGACGUGCAAGAGAAAGUCUUCAAGGUUCCUGUCAAUGCCUGGCCUAGAGACAGGCAUUUGAAAACCUUGGGAAUGAUGUCAGAAGAGAACUGGCUAUGCGGACUAUCAGCAUUCAGCAUGGGUCAUUUCUCUCGGAUACUGAAUUGGAGUAAGCCCCAGAUCGAGGUGUAUCUGGUCAACGUCAGGAAAGCAAUACAAGAUAAACGUGUCCACGCUUAUCACAAAGUCUUCGUGGUUUGGGGCAGGAAGCCUCUGGAUGGAGAGCAAAUGCCGCCGGAGCCUGACUCCAGCACUGAGACGGUAGUGCCCGGACCUUCAAAAGCUCCAGCUGAGAUGGUAGUGCCCGGACCUUCACAAGCUCCAGCUACUGAAAACACGUCUGUGGCGGACGGACAAUAG